AGAGAAGAGAAGAAGCUGUGCCCCCCAACAGUGUCCUGACAAUGGCAGUGAAUGGUUGCGCACCGCGGUCACUGGGACAGUCAAAGCACACCGCCCCCUUUCUAACGGGCACGUCAUCCUCCUAACUAGGCGUUAUGAAUAGGAAAGCCGCUUUUGUCUGCCCGCAUGUAUAAAUACCCACAAUCAGUGUCCUCCUCACCGCAGAGACACACGGAGAGAGAAAGGCGGCAGACACAGAGGAGAAGUGGUCACCGAUGUGAUAAGAGUGUGAGACAGACGGGAUACAGACAAAAUCAGGUGACCAGAGAGGCUCCAGAAAGUGAGAAGGGACAGAGUAAAAAGGGAGAGAGAGAGGAGAUAGUGAAAGUGAGAGAGAGAGAGAGAGAGAGGGAGGAAGCCAGCAGCGACCUCCUACCCAGCAACCUCGGAAGCGAACCCAUAAAAUGAAUUCAGAUUCCAGCCCGAGCAGCAGAGCCUCUUCCCCGGACAUGGACGGCAUGUUUCUCCGAGACCACCACCCGCACCACCAUCACCACCACCACCACCACGUCGGCUCCUCCGUGUCCUCCUCCACGCAGGGCGGUGAGCAGCAGCGCCUGAAGAUGACCGGGGGCGAGCACCUGCGGUCUGGAGACCCCAAGUCUGUGGGAAGCAGCAGCAGCAGCAGCAGCAGCAGCAGCAACAGCAACAAGUACAAACUGAAGAAGCAAGUCACCGAGGAGGAAAUGUACCAGCUCCGUCUCAAGAUUAACGGCCGGGAGCGGAAGCGCAUGCACGACCUCAACCUGGCCAUGGACGGCCUGCGCGAGGUGAUGCCCUACGCGCACGGGCCCUCGGUGCGGAAGUUGUCCAAGAUAGCCACGCUGCUUCUGGCCAGGAACUACAUCCUGAUGCUCACCAGCUCCUUGGACGAGAUGAAGCGGCUGGUGGGGGAGAUUUACGGAGGGCAGCACUCGGCCUUCCACUGCGGCACCGUGGCGCACGCCCCCGGCGCCGGUGGACACUCCGGAGGACCGGCCGCUGCAGCCGCAGCAGCAGCCGCCGCCGCCGCCGCGCACCAGGUGCAUCCUCUCCUCGGGAGCGCGCUGUCUUCCUCCACGUCCUCCACUCUGACGAGCGCGCUGCCGGGGCUCACGUCUAUCCGAGCACCCCACUCCCUGAUGAAGGGCUCCCCGGCUGCGCCCCCGGCCCUGCAGCUGGGCUCCGGCUUCCAGCACUGGGCCGGACUGCCGUGUCCCUGCACCAUCUGCCAGGUGCCUCCUCCUCCACACAUCCCCAUCACCUCCACCGGCCUCACGAGACUCACAGGGGAGGGCAAGGACGGGAUGAAAUGAUGCCCGGUCUGUGUGACAGACACGUAGAGACUGAGAGAUGUGAUGAUGUUUGUAAAUAGAGAAUUCAGGGCAUGAGGGUGAAUUUGGCCUCACUGGUGCAUGCUGUUGUUUAGUCUGUUUUCUUGUUUGGCGUAUGAGAAAAAAAGUGUUAUUUUCCUCCUUGUAACAAGGACUUAUAAAGACUGAUGAUUUUGCCAAUUGAAGGUAAAAAAGUUCUGUGUCAUGCAACAAGAUGCCACGAUCCACUUGUGUUUGACUUUUUUUUGUCUCACACCAAAAUGUGAAAGGUGACUGAGGUUGCAUGAACAUUUUGAUUUAAUUUUAAAUUUUUUUGUAUCAGGCGUCAUUUUGUGAAAACGAAGAAUGCUCUCUGUGCCUUGUACCAAGGAUUUUAAACUUGAGUUCUAUAUGAAAAUAAUGACAUUUAUGUAUUUGGCUAAAUGAUUCUGCCAUCGCGGAAAUUUGUUUAAAAAUCUAAGUUUUAGAUUUAUUUUUAUGUCGUGGCUCAUUGUUUGUCCAUUUGUGCUCUCAUUUCCUGUUUUUAUUUUUGUUUUUAUUUUUUUAUUUUUUGCAUGGUGGUAUAAUUAUCACAGCAUGAUUGUUUUUGCUGAACUGAAUUUGUUAUGCCCAGAGACCCCGUGUCUUUAUUUUUGUACAUUGUUGAUGACUGAUAAAAUAUUUAUUAUCGCCCAGCGUCACUGGAUGAAAUUUCAAUAAAACUGAAAUUAUCGAUCAU
This is a messenger RNA of Seriola aureovittata, 2070 nucleotides long. It is a transcript of the gene olig3, whose product is annotated as oligodendrocyte transcription factor 3. Lineage: Eukaryota; Metazoa; Chordata; Actinopteri; Carangiformes; Carangidae. Gene Ontology annotation, molecular function: protein dimerization activity. The transcript has a single exon. The coding region runs from base 444 to 1334 and encodes 296 amino acids. The record is from RefSeq and is a predicted model, not a curated record.